AUGGUCGAAGAUGCUGCGACGGAGGCGCUUUCUAAGAUUGAUACAGGGCUAGUCGUCUAUAAAGCGCUUGGCCCAGAAUGGAGAAGAUCAGGCGUGCCGAGACCGAAGCGACGUUUGGAUUCAGUUGUAUUGAAAGAAGGAAUGACUUCACGAAUCGUCGACGAUAUUGAAGAGUUUGUGGCUUCCAGAAAAUGGUACGAAGAAAGAGGCGUCCCCUAUCGACGUGGUUACCUCUUCUAUGGUCCUCCGGGCACCGGUAAAAGCAGCUUCAUCACUUGCCUAGCAAGCCAUCUCGGGUAUUCGGUUUGUAUCAUGUCGUUGAGCGACCGACUCCUCGAUGAUGACAGGCUAAAUUUACUCCUCAACACACCUCCACAAAAUAGUAUCAUCAUUCUUGAAGACAUUGAUGCGGCGGUGACGAAUCGAGAGGAUCCAAAAAACUCAGAUCCAAUUUACCAAGGAAUGACAAGAGUCACCAUGUCCGGAUUAUUAAACGCGAUCGAUGGUGUCGGAUGUGCAGAGGAAAGACUCCUCUUUAUGACAACAAAUCACGUUGAAAGACUAGACAGUGCUCUGAUCAGACCUGGACGAGUCGAUGUAAAAGAGUAUUUUGGCAAUGCUACGCAAGAGAUGAUGGAGAAUAUGUUUAUACGCUUUUAUGGAGAUAAUUGCUCUGCUGAUGACGCGGUGGAAUUCGCGAGGCAAGCUGCUUCACUUGAAGUCGAGAUUUCUCCAGCCACACUACAGGGCCAUUUCCUCCUUUACAAAAAGGAUCCGCGAUUAGCGAUCAGCCAUAUUCGUGACAACGCAAACACUUUCUGGUGGCUCUACUCCGUGCAACCGUCUAACAAUCGACCGCUUUUCCUUUGGCUCCAGGGAGGACCCGGCUCGUCAUCAUCUGGCUACGGUAAUCUCGAGGAACUCGGCCCAAAAGAUCUCGAUGGGAAAGAUAGAGCGAGUACUUGGCUCCAAGUAGCCGAUUUGGUCUUUGUCGACAAUCCAGUCGGUGCCGGCUUCUCCUAUGUGGAUGACUCGAGCGCUUACACAAAAAAUGUGACACAAAUUGGCCAAGAUCUUCUCGCAUGGGCGAGAGCCUUUUUCACUGUCCAUCCCGAGUACCGAACUCGUCCCUUCUACAUCUUUUGCGAGAGCUACGGUGGAAAGAUGAGUGCCGAGUUUGCGAGAGUCAUCGUGCAGAACAACAACAUCUUGAGGAUUAACUUUAAAGGAGUGGCGCUUGGCGACUCGUGGAUCUCGCCGAUGGACUAUGUGAAUAGUUGGGGACAAUAUUUGUAUGCUAAUUCCUACCUGGACGAUAUCCAGUUGAAACAAGUGAACGCUCAGGCGGCUCAUUGUCAGAAAUUAGUUGACAACCAACAGUGGAGUCAAGCGACAAACUGUUGGGGAGAUAUGGAGGAUCUGAUUGGAACGGUAACCGGUGGAGUCUCAUGGUACAACAUUUUGAAGUACGGAGAUCAAGAUGAUUGGUCAAAGAAGAGAAGAAAGAGGGAAAUCGAUCUGGAUAAGGACAAUCACGUGCUACCUGAGACAAUUCAACGCUUGUACAACCGUCACGUGAAACCGAUGUACGAUGUGGAUCUAAAUGAUUACAUGGACACGGUGGUCAGACAAAAGUUAGGCAUCAUUCCGCCGAAAGUCAAGUUUGGAGGUCAAUCCAAUCAAGUCUUCUCGAUGCAAUACGGUGAUUUCAUGGUGCCUAACUAUGAUACAGUUGAUUGGCUUCUCAAAAAUCAAACGAAUGUCAUCGUUUACAAUGGAAAUCUUGAUCUCAUCUGUGACACGAUUGGCACGGAAAUGUGGGUGAAUCGAUUGACGUGGACGGGCAUGCAAGGAUGGAAUACGUCAACUCGUACGCGUUUCGGCACAAAGAGCUUCCCAUUGGCCGGCUACGUGAAACGCUACGGAAACUUUCAAUUCUGGUGGAUUCUCCGAGCCGGGCACAUGGUGGCUCACGACACCGAGGAGUCAUCAAUCUACAUGCUCUCACAAAUCCUUAAAACAACC
Messenger RNA from Mesorhabditis belari, 2025 nucleotides. NCBI's taxonomy places the organism in Eukaryota, Metazoa, Nematoda, Chromadorea, Rhabditida, Rhabditidae. The record is from the annotation of a GenBank genome assembly.